Aegilops tauschii subsp. strangulata is the source of this 736-nucleotide messenger RNA. RefSeq lists its product as uncharacterized. Lineage: Eukaryota; Viridiplantae; Streptophyta; Magnoliopsida; Poales; Poaceae. The record is from RefSeq and is a predicted model, not a curated record.
CUGGCGCCGAUUUCAUUUCCCAUUGAUCAGUGGUCAUUAUUCAUCUCGUCAACUCAACGGCCGGUGUGUGUUUGUGUCUGUCUGUCCGUCUUUUCCCUCCAAUCAAGAGCUAGAGCCAUUUCAGGUCGUUUUCUAUGACUACGUCGCCCCGCCGGCUUUUCCGUUGCAUGGUUCUAUAUAUGUAACCACCACUGGUGCCCACCCGUAUUCUCCUCUCCAGUUCUAUAUCCCUUUGCGCCAGCUACUUUGAUCUGCCUCUUCCUGCUCAGAUAGGGAAUUUAACCUGUGCGAAGGAACAUCGAUCGAUGGUGAUGAUGGGGCAGCUGGGGAGGCUGGUGGACGGGCUGAGGUCCAAGAUGCGGGCCGGCAGCGGCGGGAAGAAGGGGACGGGGAAGAAGGCGGCGGCGGCGGCGGCCUACGAGCAGAUGGGCAAGACGGAGAGCAUGAGGGUGGAAAUCAAGAGCCGGCAGGCGCAGAAGCUCAUCGCCAAGAACCUCGUCGCCGCCGAUUCCAUAGGCCGCAGGAGCAGGAACAAGCGCUUCUUCCUCGCCUUCUAGCUGUCGGCGUUCUUCAAAAGGAAGAGCUAUGUCCUGUUCUAACAUGUGAGCUUUAGAUAGUACGUACCGUUGCGUAGUGAAUGUAAAGAAACCUCAAGAAAGCAACCGCAUACAGCGGGAAGCUCUCUGUUACCACCUGUAACCACACAUGCAGUACUAUGAUCUGUCUUACCCGUGAA